Tachysurus fulvidraco (yellow catfish) is the source of this 1962-nucleotide messenger RNA. It is a transcript of the gene pofut2, whose product is annotated as protein O-fucosyltransferase 2. Gene Ontology annotation, molecular function: peptide-O-fucosyltransferase activity. The coding region runs from base 58 to 1404 and encodes 448 amino acids. The transcript is spliced from 9 exons. Lineage: Eukaryota; Metazoa; Chordata; Actinopteri; Siluriformes; Bagridae. Gene Ontology annotation, biological process: protein O-linked glycosylation via fucose. The record is from RefSeq and is a predicted model, not a curated record.
UUGCCUGGCAACCACAGACGCGUUCCGGUCAACCCGGAAGUGCGUGGCCUUAAAGCAAUGGCGGAGUCCAGGGAGAAAUCCGGUCUCGUAUGGUGUGUUUGUGUUUAUUUUCGGUGUUGUGUAGUUGUGUUGUUGUUGUCCGCUGUCUUGAUCCCUGUGUUCGGGGAUCUGGGACCCGAAAGCGACGCGUUUCGUGCCGGAAGUUCUGGCCUAUCAGCGGCUGCGGCGGCAGCGCGAGACGUGCGAUACCUGCUGUAUGACGUUAACCCUCCUGAGGGCUUUAACCUGCGGAGGGAUGUGUACAUCCGUAUGGCGUCCCUGCUGAAGACACUGAUGCAGCAUGACGACUGGGUGAUGGUUCUGCCCCCAUGGGGUCGUCUGUACCACUGGCAGAGUCCCGACAUGCACCAGGUAAAGAUCCCUUGGGCCGAGUUCUUCAGCGUCACCAGUCUGCAGGCCAACAUUCCUGUCAUUGAGUACGAAGAGUUCAUCGCAGAGUCGGGCGGGCCUUUCAUUGAUCAGGUGUUGGUGCUGCAGAACUAUGCAGAAGGCUGGAAAGAGGGAACAUGGGAAGAGAAGGUGGACGAGCGACCCUGCAUCGAUCGCCUCACGUACAAUAAAGACAAGCAAGGAUACUACAGAGGCUGGUUCUGGGGUUAUGAGGAGACUCGAGCUCUCAGUGUGACCUGUCUGUCUGCUCAGGGACACGCCUCUGUCCUAGCGCCUUAUCUACAGGACAACAUCACGGCCACCUCAGUGAUGAUAGACAGAGCUGAAACCGUCCUCCAUGAUCAUUAUGCAGGAAAAGAUUACUGGAAUACCCGACGCAGUAUGGUGUUUGCCAAACACCUGCGUGUCCUUGGAGACCAAUUUAGAGCACAAUUCCUCAACUCCACUGACGAGCAGGACCACACACCUUACAGCGAGGACUGGACACGCAUGAGGGCCAAGUUGGGCAGUGCUAAAGGAGGCCCAUAUCUGGGCGUGCACCUACGCAGGAAGGACUUUAUCUGGGGUCACCGUGAGGACGUACCAAGCCUGAAGGGGGCUGUGAAGAAAAUCCGCAGCAUCAUGAAGAAGCACAAGCUGGACAAAGUGUUUAUAGCCACUGAUGCUGAUGAUGAAGAGGUGUUGAAGCUGAAGAAGUUUCUACCUGAGAUGUGGCGCUAUGAACCGAGUCGCACUGAUCUCGAGCUGCUGAAGGAUGGAGGAGUCGCCAUUAUAGACCAGUGGAUCUGUGCACAUGCCCGCUACUUCAUCGGGACCUCGGUUUCGACCUUCUCCUUCCGCAUCCACGAGGAACGAGAGAUUCUGGGAUUCGACCCUAAGACCACCUACAACCGUUUCUGUGGUGACGAGGAGAAAGAGUGCGAACAGCCAACACACUGGAAAAUAGUUUACUGAUCCGGGGGAAAAAAACUCCCCGCACUGAGCUCUGUUACUCCGUUACAGGAGCACUACAACCGCCGCCUCUAUACAUGCUACCAUACAGUGUUUUUAUCCAGAAUGUGUUCUGUAAAAUCCAGAAUUAUUGGCACCCUUCGUAAAAAACGGCACAAACAAACGACGAGUCCUUGAGCAUUUUGAGCUCACACGCAGGGACACGGCACAGACUCCUCAUCCUACAAAAGAUUUUUGUUCUCAGAUAUUAAGUUUUUUGUCUGUUUUUAUUCAAAACGGUGUUUUCUAAAAUUAUUGGCACCCCCCCUAGACUUGAGUACGAGUGAACCGUCUGGUGUACAUGAGCUGUUAUCUAGAACCCGGAGACUUCACUUUACUUUCAAGCCACGGGAGAUUAGUUACUGAACGCGCAUGACACCUAGCUGCGAAUUCGGUACGAUUCCGUAAACCAACAAACCCAAGCGCUUGGUUUCAAUCCCUCGACCGGUCCUAUGGCACAUCAGUUCCUUACUGUUAUUGCCGUAUUUCUUGUUUACACAAAAAUAGAAAGAAAAAAUGAUA